Molecule: messenger RNA, 3471 nt
Organism: Scheffersomyces amazonensis
Lineage: Eukaryota; Fungi; Ascomycota; Pichiomycetes; Serinales; Debaryomycetaceae
Gene: ECM22
Product: Ecm22p
Exons: 1
Coding region: 1-3471 (1156 amino acids)
Biological process (GO): regulation of transcription by RNA polymerase II
Molecular function (GO): zinc ion binding; DNA-binding transcription factor activity, RNA polymerase II-specific
Source: RefSeq, a predicted model, not a curated record
AUGAGUUCCCUGUCCGAGAGUCCUCAGUCGGUGUCAAGUGAUCCACUCCGUAGACAUUCGUCUACUACAUCUACUACCAAUUCACAUAUCUCUUCAGCUAAUUCCAAAGUAUCAUUAUCAGCAGCAGCUGUUGUUCCUGGUUCAGGUUCAACUGCUUUUGGAAUAGAUGGUGAUAUCAAUAGAAAACCCAUAAGAAGGAGAAAGCAUAAGAACUCUAAAUUAGGUUGUGCUACUUGUAAGUUAAGAAGAGUUAAAUGUACUGAAGAUUUACCCGAAUGUAGUAAUUGUGUUAAACAUAAAGUUAAAUGUGAUUAUCUUGAUUAUUCAGAAGAACAAUUAGAUGCUAUAAGACAGGCUAAAUUAACUAAUCAGUUUGAUGAAUUAUCUACAAAAGUUCCUAGAUCUCCUUCGAAAAAGAAGGAUUCACCUGUAUCCAAACAUCAUUCCACAUCAUCUACUAUAUCCGAUACAUCUACUGCUAACUCAUCUAUGACUCGUAUUAAGGAAGAUUUUGGAAUAGAAGAUGAAGAAUUGGAAUUACUUGACGAUGAUGAUGAUGACGAAGAAGAAGAGGAAUUGGAUGAAGAUGAAGAUGAGGAUGAAGAACUGGGAAAAGAUGAUGAUGACAAUGUAGGUAUACUAGGUAAAGAUGAUCCAGAAGAUGUUUCUAUAGCUAAUAAUCUUCAGUCAAUCGGUAUAUCCCGAUCUAGUUCCUUCCCCACUCGCGCCAAUGUCCGUCGAACCAGUAGACAUAAUCAAAGACUCAAGAAUACUAAUACUGCCAAAUUAUUUGCUAAACAUCCUUCACAUAAUCAAAUCCUUGAUUUUCAGUCCAAUUAUAUCACACAAGAUUUCAAUAAUAUAUUAAUACCGACAGCGGAUGGUGAUAAGAGCCAACAAAUUAUUUAUCCGAUAUAUACUAUAGGGCUGGAUCAACAACAGCAACAACAACAACAAGAUAUACAACAUCCCAAUACUGGUCAAUUCCCAAAUCAGACUCAUCAGUAUAAUCAACAAACUCAUUACAAUGCUCAUAUCCAUCACCCCCAUCCUCCUCAACAUCAUCCACAUCAUCAUCAAGAUCAACUUCUCCAACAUCAACAUCAACAACGUGUACCACCACAUCUCCAUAGUUAUCAUUCGGAAAGUCUGUUAAGUCAUCAAGAUCAUCAAGAUCGGGAUGAAGAUAUGAAUCAAAACUUUCAUAGUUUGGAGAAUAAUUUAGAUUCUACCAUUAAUUAUAAUACAUUUGAGGAUAUGGACUUUUUUGGAUUAUCACCCUCGGCCAACCAACCGCAGCAACAGUUUGAUAGAAAUCAAUUGUUCAAUUGGAAUAGAGAAAGUGGACCAUCAAGCAAUGCUGAUUUCGCAAGUAUGGAUACAUCAGGUGAAACUAAUAAUCAAUUGUUUGUUGGUAAUACUCCUAAUAGUAAUCCCACACCAGCAUUUAUGAAAUCCCCUACGGGGUUUCAACAGUUCCCCUCUGAGGAGCAGUAUCAGAAUCAGCCAUCAUUCCAUCAAUCAUUUGAACAGCAACAGCAACAACAACAGCAGCAACAACAGCGGGUGUUUGAACAACAGCAGCAACAACAAACUUUGUUUAACAUGCAACCAGUACCCGGAUUCUUCCAGCAACAACAACAGCAACAACAAGAUCUUUCACAACCAUCUCCAUUUCCUCAACGAUCACCUUCAGCUAUUAACACUGGCUAUUCAGGAGGAAAUGUUGGUAUUAAUUCUUUACCUGGAGCUAUCUUACUUCCAGAUGGAGGAACUAAAUUCUCAUAUAAGAAAUAUGAUAAUACUAGAUAUGAUGAAAUCUUAGUGAAUCUUUUAAAAGAACUUGGACCAUCUAUUGAUAAUGGGACUUGUCCCUUACCUAAAAUCAGAAAUGUUUAUCAUGUUUGGUUGGCUUCAUUUAUAUAUCAAUCAUUUACUAGUGAAUUAAUGUUUAGUUGUUUAGUUAAUUUAACCACCAACUUUUUGAUUUCUACGGUAUUUAAUAAUUAUCAGAGUUAUAAAGAAUAUUCGGAUAGUUUAAGUAUUGCUGAUUUAGGUCAUUUAAAUACAACUGCAACUCCAUUUAUUGGAUCAGGAGUGGGAGGUGCAGGAGCCUUUGAUAAUCAAGGAACUCAACAACCUUCACCAACAGAUUCUAAAGAAGAAAUUGAAAAAUUACUUGAUAAAACAAAGUUAAGGAAUUUUGCUCUUGUUAAAUCCAUUAAACAUUAUGCCAAAGUUAUUAAACAAUUAAGAGAUUGUCUUAAUACUAAUGAUGAUCCUGAUCUUUGUGCUCAAGUAUCAUAUAUUUUAUCUCUCAUGUCAAUUUAUGAUCCAGAAUCUACUUUAAAUUCAACUAAUUGUUUUAGAGAUGGUUUAUUCUCCAUUCUUAAUUAUAAUUUUAAUCUUUUAAUGAAGAAAAAUGGUUAUGUACCACUUAUUAUUUGGGUUCAUUUAAAUUUAAUGAAGAAUGUUAUGAGAGCUGCUUAUUUACCAAGUUAUGAUCCUACAUUUGUUUAUGAAUUUAGAACUGUAUUAGUACAAUUUGGUAUGAUAUUAAAACCUUUGAAAUUAUAUCAAGAUGAUUCAAAUACUACUUUGAAAUUUAUUAAUAGUAAGUAUGAUGAUUUAAUUAAUUAUGUGGAUGAUAGUCUUGAGAAAUAUUUCCCAGUUUUAUUGAAUAAUACUGAUGAUAUUGAUAUUCAACAACAAGUUCUUUAUGAUAUGCUUUAUAGUUGGGUGAGGUUCUUCCCCUCCCGACUUUUGGUAGUUAAUGAAAAUUCAGAUCCUAUUGAAAAGAUAUUAUACUUAUUCUAUAAGACUUGGAGAAAGGCAUUAUUUACUAUCUUUCCUCAAACCAAAUAUUUCUUCUUACGAGAUUUUGAUAGUCCAUUAAUGCUUGAUUUAUUUGCAAUUAAUAGAGAUGUGGAUAUAUUUUUAGAACAAUUACAACAUCCUCAUUCAAUUUGUAUACCAUGGGAAGAAUAUAGACCAUUGAUUACAAAUUUAAGAUCGAUUUCAUCAUAUCUUGUAAGAAUAAUUACAUUCCUUCAAGUUCGACUUAAUUUAUUAUAUAGAUCAACGGUAUAUGAACCUAUUUCAAAAAAGGAAUUCCCAAUUGAUGAUGUUAAAGUAUGGAGAGAUUCAAUUAAGAAUAUUAAAGAUAUAAGAUAUGAAUUUAAUAAAUUUACUGGAUUAAGAGAAAUCCCCAUUAAAUCAUUCUUAAAGAAUUAUAUUAAAUUAGAGAAUUAUCCUCGAGUGGUAAAUGCUAAAAGUGAUAAAUCAUUUAUUCGUAAAGAUGAUGGAGUUGGAAUUGAUGGGAUUUCUGCUCAAACUCCAAUGACAUCAUUACCUUCAGUAGUUAAUACUCCAGUACCAACAGUAGAAGAGAUGGAUAUUGAGGUAGAUUUAUUUAGUUUACAAGAGUCUGGAUUCUUAAAGGGUGACUUUAAUAUUAUGAAAGCCGCCUGA